GGCGUUCUCCCACUGCGCAGACCUAGCGCCUGCCUAUGUUCGCGACAUAACAAUCCUCGAACAGAUGGUGCUCUGCUUGAGCGAGAAUGACCAGCACCAUCCAGCAGCCAAUCGGAAGCAGCUGACUCGUUUGGACAGCGGUUCUCAUAUUUUCCUUGGAGGAGCACUAGGUUACGGUCGAAGAGUAGAAUAUCCGCAGACAACUAGUCAGUGAGGUUGCAGGUGGCGUUUCGAAUCUUUUAGAUGUCUCUACAAUCUACACCAUGCUCUCCUCAAGGUUAGCCUACAUGGGAACCGUGCCUGAAUGAAUAUAUAAACGACAAACCGCUGUAAAUAUGCUACCCGUUGCUGCUUGAAUGGAAUAGAUUAAGAAAUGUUUUACACGAUAAUAUUGAAGGAAUCCGAUUAGGCUAUCUAUGUAUUUAUUGGAUUUAUUUGUUGGGUAUGUAGGUUAUUGACGCAUAGAGGUGAAGGCUAUUUGCACAAACCUUAAGUUACUGAUGUCCAAAUAAACGGGAUGCAACUGAGAAGAGAGGGGCUUGCAUGUCAAUGAGACUCACCUUGCAGUCCUGAGGUAUUGAUGAAAGAAAAACUCUGAACAGUGGGAGACUCACUGUAGCACUGGAACUGUUUGAUUGGAACCCCCUGGGCAUAUUGUUCCAUCUGGAUCAUUUUAGAGGGAUACACCUACAGGUCAACACCCCCUCUGGUUAAUGACAAUCACACAGCUCCCUCCAAGUUCAUCUAACCCUUCUGGUAUCCAACCCUGUGGGUUUAGACAGGUGAACGCAGACAGACAACAUGGCUAGAGGGAGGUUUAUCUACUGUCUACUAGGCCAGUUGUUCACUGGCCUGAUUCUGUUUUCCGUUGGACUAUCCUCAAUCCAGAGAGAUAAUGAUUGUCCCCAGCAGUGUGUAUGCGAGAUCCGACCCUGGUUCACCCCUCAGUCCACCUACAGAGAAGCCACGACGGUGGACUGCAACGAUCUCCGUCUCACACGCAUCCCAGGCAACCUGUCCAGUGACACGCAGGUGCUCCUCCUGCAGAGCAACUACAUCGCCAGGACCAGUGAGGAACUGGAGCAGCUAUACAACCUGACAGAGUUGGACCUGUCUCAGAACAACUUCAGCAGCAUCCGUGACGUGGGCCUCAGCAACAUGUCCCAGCUCACCACCCUGCACCUGGAGGAGAACCAGAUCACUGAGAUGCCUGACUACUGCCUGCAGGACCUCAGCAACCUGCAAGAGCUCUACAUCAACCAUAACCAGAUCAACAUUAUCUCCCCCAAUGCCCUCUCUGGCCUGCACAACCUGCUCAGGCUCCAUCUAAACUCUAACAGGCUCAAGGCCAUCAACAGCCGCUGGUUUGAGUCUACUCCCAAUCUGGAGAUCCUCAUGAUCGGGGAAAACCCUAUAGUUGGCAUUCUGGAGUUUAACUUCAAGCCUCUUGUAAACCUGAGAAGCUUGGUUCUGGCUGGAAUGGAUUUAACAGACAUUCCUGGAAAUGCCUUUGUGGGACUAGAUAACCUAGAGAGUCUCUCCUUUUACGACAAUAAGCUAGUCAGAGUUCCUCAAAACGCUCUUCAGAAACUACCUAACCUCAAGUUCUUGGACUUGAACAAAAACCCUGUGCACAAAAUUCAAGAGGGGGACUUGAAGAACAUGCUGAGGCUGAAAGAGCUGGGCAUUAACAACAUGGGGGAGCUGGCCUGCAUUGACCGCUUUGCCCUCGAUAACCUCCCUGAGCUCACCAAGCUGGAAGCCACUAACAACCCCAAGUUCUCCUACGUGAACCGCCAGGCCUUCCGUGACCUCCCCGCCUUGGAGAGUCUCAUGUUGAACAACAACGCCCUUAACGCCCUCUACCAGUCCACUGUGGACUUCCUGCCCAACCUGCGUGAGAUCAGUAUCCACAGCAACCCCAUGCGAUGCGACUGCGUCAUCCAGUGGAUGAGCUCCAACAAGACCAGCAUCCGCUUCAUGGAGCCCCUCUCCAUGCUCUGUGCCAUGCCAGCCAAGGUCAGAGGGCAGCAUGUGAGGGAGGUGCUCCAGCAGGACUCAGCAGAGCAGUGCCUGCCGAUGAUCUCCCACGACACAUUUCCCAACCACCUGAACCUGGACAUCGGCAUGACUGUGGAUCUGGACUGCCGAGCCAUGUCCCAGCCCGAACCGGAGAUCUACUGGGUCACGCCCAUGGGGAACAAGGUGAUGAUAGACACCAUGUCUGAGAAGUACAGCCUCAGUAGUGAAGGAACGCUGCGCAUCUCUCACAUCCAGGUAGAGGACUCUGGCAGGUAUACCUGUGUGGCACAAAAUGUUGAGGGGGCAGACACUCGGGUGACUGCUGUUAGGGUGAAUGGUACUCUCUUAGACAGCACCCAGCUGAUGAAGAUCUAUGUGAAGCAAACUGAGUCCCACUCUAUCCUAGUCUCCUGGAAGGUCAACUCCAAUGUCAUGACCUCCAACCUCAAGUGGUCAUCUGCCACCAUGAAGAUAGACAACCCCCACAUCACCUACACAGCCAGGGUCCCGGUGGAUGUCCAUGAGUAUAACCUCACACACCUACAGCCUGCCACCAAGUAUGAGGUCUGUCUCACCGUCUCCAACAUCCACCAGCAGACGCAGAAGUCCUGUGUCAACGUCACAACGAAGCAUGCAGCCUUUGCUGUGGAGAUAUCCGACCAAGGCACUAACACUGCUCUCGCAGCUGUCAUGGGAACCAUAUUCGGCAUCAUCAGCCUGGCCUCUAUGGCUGUGUACAUUGCCAAGCGGUGGAAGAGGAAAAACUACAAUCACUCCCUGAAAAAGUACAUGCAGAAAACAUCCUCCAUCCCACUCAAUGAGCUCUACCCUCCCCUCAUCAACCUGUGGGAGGUAGACAGUGAGAAGGACAAAGAGGUGUCCUCCUCCUCAGAGACCAAACCCAGCCAAGUGGACACUACACAGAGCUACUAUAUGUGGUGAUAGCUACUGGGUCGUUCCACCAAUUCGGUGCCUUUUGAGAAGUGUAACUUGGUAAAAAAAAAAUGUUUGAUUUCACCUAAUAUUAUCAUUCUGUCAUAAAGAGCACAUGUGAA
Oncorhynchus tshawytscha (Chinook salmon) is the source of this 3077-nucleotide messenger RNA. Its product is annotated as leucine-rich repeat neuronal protein 1. The record is from RefSeq and is a predicted model, not a curated record. Bases 802 to 2964 code for a protein of 720 amino acids. Gene Ontology annotation, molecular function: protein binding. Lineage: Eukaryota; Metazoa; Chordata; Actinopteri; Salmoniformes; Salmonidae. The transcript has 2 exons.